This is a messenger RNA of Notodromas monacha, 2913 nucleotides long. The record is from the annotation of a GenBank genome assembly. NCBI's taxonomy places the organism in Eukaryota, Metazoa, Arthropoda, Ostracoda, Podocopida, Cyprididae.
UUUUUAUUCUCCUCUGACUAGGACAGACAAGUAUUAUAUGUUUUGUUUUGAUACGUAAUUCGAGAAUGACGGACAGAGUGCCGCUGAAAGAUGAUUCCGACGAACCUCCUGGAGAACGCGCCGAUGACUCUGGACAUCAGGAUCGAGGAGAUGAGAAGCGAGGAGCCAAGAAAACCAGAGACAAGUCAUCAAAGGGAUCCAAGGAGGACAAUCCAUUGUCGUUUCGUCAGUUCCUUGCCACUGGAGACAACCGGAGCACUGGCGCCCGUCCGAAAUCCAGACCAAUGGCGGCACCGCAGCAGCAACAAAUGCCGCCGUCGUAUCCCGCGCAGAACGGCGACUCUGGACAUUUUGUGGAUUCGGGACUGCCGGACUUUUUGCGAGACUAUAUGUCACCGCCGGGGUUUGAGGAAACAGCUCCGCAGUACGUGCAUCCCGUGGAUCUGACCUCGGACAGUAGGGACGCCGCUGCGACGGCGGCGGAUCAUCACCACCACCACCACAAGCGGGAAGAGUCGGUUCGCGACGAGGACGGUGGUCAGAAUUUUGCGUCUUUGUCGCUGCCGGACUUUCUUUCCGACGGCGUCUUGGCGAGUGCGGAAGCCGGUGCUGGUUCGGCAGCAGUUGCAGAACCAAGGAGAAACGAAGCCGAGGUGCAAAUGCUGGAGGUGCAGAGUUCAGAGGCAUUGCGUUCCGAACUCCUACACUGUAGAUCAUUGCUUGAUAGGGAGAGAGAAAGAACACGGAUGUUGGAGCAGAAACUGGAGCGAUUACGAACCGGAGAAUACGAGGAGUCGCUUCGACGGGCGGAAAUCAAACUAUCUGAGACCAAUUCGCGUGCUGAAAGGGCUGAAAAAGCUUUGGCGGAUUCCGAACUUGCCCGAAGGAAGCUCGAGAAAAAGUUGGCAGCGGCUAACGAAGGAGGCGUGGGCAGCAGCAGCAACAGCAGCGGCGUUGGAAGCAGUUGCGAUUAUCCCCAGAACUUGGUGUUGAUGCGAGUGCGGAGAGCAGCUGCGCAGCUGUCCCUGGCGUCUGAAAUUGCAGAGACGUCCUUGGGUCAGCUGUUGUCUGGCGUCGAGUCCCUCAAGACCGUGGCGGACGAGCUGCGAGCGUUGAAUCCCGACUCGGACGAGUCCAGCCUCGGCGCGUGCGGGGAGAAAAAAUCGUGAUCAUCCCGCUGAAGGCUUCUUACAUGACUUGUGAAGAAGAGCGCUGAUUGAAGAGUGUGUGUGUCCCUGUUUUAUGAAGAAUCUUCCCACGGACUUGGCCAGAGUUCGGUUCAAUCCAUCCCCGAGUCCAAACUUCAGUACAGUAUAAAAUAACUUAAUCUUCUUUUCUUUGUUUGUUGCGCGAAAUGAACUUCAUUUAUUCUGUAUCUUCUACCGAAAUCAAAAUAAAUUGUUGAGCAGCCGUGAGUCUCCUCAACUUGAAAUGAAAAGAACCUGGGGUGCACCAAAAAAUAUCUCCGAAAUGGGUGCGUCAUCUUUUGAAUGAAGAAUGGAAAGCUGCCAGGGUGAUUUUUUCAAAACAUAAGUAAAUGCCAAAAUUUUCUGGUGCUGAAGAAAGUGGACCUAGUAGAAUGUGAUUUUCUAGAUAUAUUUCAAAGAAAACUCGUCGAACAGCCUGGGAAGGGAGAGCUCUCCAAGGUCCUUAUUAAAAAUUAAGUUUUAUUACGAAAAUUGUCCAAACGCAAUUGACAGAUACGUUUCCAUCAACUGAGCAAAUUUUUUCUUGAACGCACCAAACCGCAAAAAGCAACUGAAUUUUGACUAGGAUAAAACGGGUCUUUUAAUGAACGUCUUCUAAUGACCUUGAGUUUUGUGACAGGGUAAAUAUUCAAAUUUUGAGCCCUGGGAUUGGCCUAGAAAUGCAAAUAGAAAACGAUGUGAUGCCAGGGAAGCGUACAUUUUGAGAAAGGGAAAAAUUGUUCAAAAUUUUCCGGUUUUAUCUAUUCCAGACAUUUUUGUUGUUAAUCAAAUUCAACGUUCCCGCUCUUAUCCUCUGAAAAUCUUCAAAACGUCCACUUCAUGGGGAAAAAAUAAUUGCUGAGGAUCCGCAAAAAUUAAGGCAAUAUGCUGUUCACUUCUUUUAAACCGACUAGAUAUCUUGAUUAGCGUCUUUUAAUUUAUGAGUCGCUCUAAACUUGAUUUUAUUUCGAGUUUCUCUUAUUUUGCUUAGAUGAAGGGAUGAAAAAUAUUUGUUGGCAUCGAUGAGAUUUAAAUGCUAUUUCUGACGAAAAGCUGUCUUUUUUCACUUUCGGGGUGGAAACUCGUCUUGUCAGAAAAAAAAAUGAUUAGGCGACACGGAAAUCAGCAGUGUGACGCAGGGUUGCCAUCAUGUGUGAUUGGCGUGUAACGGCUUUUUUAUUUUUUAGAUUUGUACAGUAUCAGAAUUUUCGGAUGGAUGGAUAGAAUUCUGGCUAAGUUUCUGAUGAAAUUUUUACCUAUCUCUGGGAAGGUGUCUUUUUUUAAUGCGAACACACACACUCUUCAUUUGGCGCUGCUUUACAAGUUUUCGUUUUUUUUUCCUGUUGGAAUCUUAUGUGCUUGAGCACGUAGCAUGAGGUUUGUGAUACCGCCGUCCUUUUUCGUGGGAGUCUUCUCGCUUUGUCUCCGUCUUCCCUGGGCGGCUUUUUUUGGGUCUGGCUUCUCGGCAACCUUUUUAGUUCGUCCCACGUGGCUCUUUAAUUUUGUUUUCUCGCUUUGCCGUGGAGUCUCGUUUUUUGGUUGGCUGGUUACCUGUGUAAGUUAUGUUUUUGUAUCCAGACACGACGAUGUUCGUAAAGCAGGGAUAUUAUAUUUGAUGCAAUGAGGCUUUUUUUCUCAAUAAUUUCGCUGUGCGUGAUUUUUUUGUGAUUGUGGACGUUUUACGUUUUCUUCGUGCAUUCGCAGGAAAGUGUUGGUGAUAUCCACG